CUAAAUGGGACCCAUACACCCAACUGCUGGCUUAAAAUCUUCGACAGAAAAUCCAAAUCCCAAGCGUUGAGAAGCUUUGAUGGUCCCGGUCACCGUUCUCAUUUCCUUGUAGCUGAAGUCUCCCAAAACUAUCUUCUCUCUCAGAAAAUAUCGAUUUUUAUGUUGGAUUCUUGAUUAUUCAAGCUCCUCUGCUAUGGAAAAGAAGAAAGAUUACAGUAAUAAGGAUGGGAAGAAGGUGUUGGAUGGGCUUUUAGAUGGCUUCUCUCCAGUCUCUACGCCUAGAAUCUUUUGGAAAUCUCGAAGGAGAUCAGAAUGGUAACUCAUUUCCAACAGCUAGCGGGAGGAAUUUAGACAAGGUAACAGACGAUACAGCUAAAGAAACUCCUAGCAAACAGGAAGAAAUUUCCAAUGAUGAAGACAUGCAGGAGCCCAAAGAACUUCCAGAACUCUCAGAACGGCGAAAAGCUCUCUUUGAACCAUUGGAACCUGUGACAAAUAUCAAUGGAAAACGACCUUCAGCUGAAUCCCUUCUACCUCCACCUGAUUUUGACUCAGCAAGCUAUCCCAAGGGUUGGCUAAUUGGAAAGAAGCGGAAGCUUGUUAAUGUAGAUGUUGUUGAGAGCAUGAGAAGGAUUGCUGUUCAGGAAAUGAACAGAAAGGACCGAGAGAUUAAUGGCCUAAAUGAGCAGUUGGAAGAGGAUGCGAGGUGUUUAGAACACCUGCAACUCCAGCUUCUCCAAGAACGAAGUAAACGUGCUGAGGUAGAGAGAGAGAAUGCUAUGUUGCACGACCAAAUAUCCAUGCUGAUGAACAUGAUAGAGGAAAAUGAACAAAUGGGCGAUCAAGGUGCCACAGAUGAGGGCCCUGAUGAGCCUUAAAAGAUAGCUUUGCUUCUCUUUUUUCUUUAUAUUUUAUUCUUUUAUAGGUUGGUUUGAAUGCAUGGAUGUCCUGAUAGUUUGUUGGAAGUCGUAUUACCUUGUGCAUGAUGGAUGAUGUUUAUAGUUUUGAGUAUCGCAUUUGUAGGCAUAUACAUCAAAAUAAUUUGUCCAUUUGUAAAUCGCCUGCUUGCCCAACAACAUUUUUUUUUAUCAA
Molecule: messenger RNA, 1092 nt
Organism: Manihot esculenta (cassava)
Lineage: Eukaryota; Viridiplantae; Streptophyta; Magnoliopsida; Malpighiales; Euphorbiaceae
Product: protein HEADING DATE REPRESSOR 1
Exons: 3
Coding region: 255-878 (207 amino acids)
Biological process (GO): regulation of flower development
Source: RefSeq, a predicted model, not a curated record